Molecule: messenger RNA, 5926 nt
Organism: Entelurus aequoreus (snake pipefish)
Lineage: Eukaryota; Metazoa; Chordata; Actinopteri; Syngnathiformes; Syngnathidae
Product: adenylate kinase 9-like
Exons: 34
Coding region: 112-5061 (1649 amino acids)
Biological process (GO): CDP biosynthetic process; UDP biosynthetic process
Cellular component (GO): cytoplasm; nucleus
Molecular function (GO): UMP kinase activity; ATP binding
Source: RefSeq, a predicted model, not a curated record
UGUUAAAUCAUUUAAAAAAGAAUCAUGAUAAUAUAAGUUUACCGUAAAUACAGCUGUGAAAGUCCCCCAAAAAGAGCUUGUUGAUAGUUACCAUGGCAACCAGCGGCACUCAUGCCAAUAGUCAAUAAUAAUCCAAACAUGGAUCUGGUGGACAACUUUAUGGAAGAUGAAGCUGAGAGACAACGUCUACUUACUAAACCAACUUGCUUCCUUGUGGUUGGAAGACCGGGUGUUGGUAAAUCCACCUUGGCCAAAGAAAUUGCAGAGACCUGGGGAUGUAUAUUAAUUGAUGACACGGAUCUGCUGAACUACCACAUUAAAACUAGAACGGAGGAUGGUAUUAAGCUUUUGGAUAUCCUGAAUGCGGGUGAAAGUGUGCCAGAAGACAUGGUUCUACGGCUCAUAAUUGACAUGCUAAACUCAGUAAAAGCCCAGCACUAUGGCUACGUGUUGAGCUGCCUACCAUUCAUAUCGGAAGAGAAUGUGGCUGUGAAUGAGCAAAUGGAGCUGAUCAGGAACCUCAAACUCACGCCGGACUUUAUCAUCAACAUCAAGUGUGCAGACAAGGAUCUGGUCCAGAGGCUGUCGGGUCAGAAGCAACACCCGGAGACAGGCCUGAUGUACAGUCAAGACAGGUGGAAGUGUGACAGUGACUUUCAUGUCAUAGGAUCUAUAGAUGAAAAAGACGAGGGCCAGGAAGACUCAGAGGAAGAGGAGGAAGAAGAAGAGGAAGAUGAACAAACCCCAAAGAUCACUAUUGACCAGUUGGUGUGGGCCCCAGCAUAUCAUCCGAGAAAUACAUCUCUUAGAAUCAACACAUACAAGGACACCAUCCUGAGACCACUGGAGGACUACAUGAUGGACCACAACCCUAUUUACCUUUUCGAAUUGGACGGAAGUGACAAACCUGAAGCGUUGCUCUUGUUUGUGCUGUCACGUCUAGGAUCGAUGGCAAUACAGCGUGUCUCCAUUCCAGUUGUCCUCCAUCAGGACAAAGAACUGCCCGAAGAUAUCGACACAGAAGACCUAUUGAGGUUCAUGUCUUCCACAAGGAUGAUGGUGCCAGGCUUCAGGUGGCGGAGGAGCCGCUGGGGUCGAAUUUGUCCCGUUGCUCUGAAGGAAGGAAGGUUCCUCCCUGGAAAGCCAGAAUACUCCGUAGGCUUCCAGGACAAACUUUACAUCCUUUCGUCCCAAGAGGCCUUUGAAAAGUUCAUGACCAACCCAAGACGCUACCUGCUCCCUCCAAUGCCCAGCCCCCCUUGCAGGGUUUGCAUCAUCGGAAUCCCGCAAUCGGGGAGGAGCGCCCUUGCCAAACUUAUGGCUGAGCGGCACAAAGUUUCAGUGCUGGAAGUGGAGGCACUGGUAGAGCCUCUGCUGUCUCAGCUGGAGCAGGAGAGGCUUGACAAAAUCAAAGAGGAUGGAUUGCAGGCCGCUAUUGAGAAGAUUAGUUUGAAGGAGCAAAGCGAUCAGACUUCAGGUACCGAUGACAAGCCAGCUGUGGAGGUCACAGAGGAUCAUCCUGAGGUAAAAGCCCUUUUGCAGAGUACCUUGGAGGAGGCCAAACAAUCGAUCGAGACAGACAAGGAAAUCUAUUCUCUAGCUGUUAACAAGAUUAUAACAGAAAACGAAGAGGCGAAUGCGAAAGCCGAACUCGGCAUGGGCUGGGUGCUUGAUAAUUUUCCUAAAAAUGUGUCCCAGUUGGAAUCAUUAGAACGAGCCGGGAUCCAUCCAGAUUUCCUCUUCUGUCUCAUGUACAAUGAAGGAGAAAAGACUUCUCCGGAUACAGAGCAGCAAAAAGCUGAAAAGGUCCUGUUUACAAGAGAAUGGGAGGGAAUGCAGUUGUCUCUAAGCAUUAGCCACUCAGUAUUGGAGGCAGGCAACCGCAGCCCUGAGGAACUUCUCGACGAGAUUGUCCAGCUCAUGGAGAAACCUUUCAAGUUUUUGCCCAGAGAAUUUUCAGCAGUGGACCUGGAUGAGGAGACGGAGGAUAUCGAAGCCAUGGCAAACCUGGAUGAUGAUGACGAAGACAGCUUUUCCAAGGAUACAGAUGAGGAGGAGGAUGAAGGAGAAUCGGAAUCCUCAGGGGACGUAACACCCAAGAGAGCCUUUGGUGAAACCUAUCAUUUCUGUCCAGUGGUACUGCAGAGGCAAAAUACGCUGAUGCCCAGUAUAGAUGAGAUAGCCGCCAGGUAUCGAGAGAAGGUCUACUAUUUCUCCAGCGUGGAAGCCAGGGAAGACUUCAUUCUGAAUCCAGAGGAGUUUGUCGCACGCACUGAGUUGUUAAAGCCCCCUGCCCUACGGAUCUUUUUGCUCGGUUGCAGAGGGUCGGGCAAGACCACUCAAGGUGAGUGGCUUGCCAAAAAACUGGGCCUCUUUCAUGUCCAGUUCAGGGAGCAGCUUCAAAUGCUCCUUGUGGCAAAGACGAAGGAGCGGGCUGUUAACGCAGACGAGUCGACAGAGGAGCACCUCGAUGCCUUGAAGGCUACCAUCAAAGAAGCUCUUGGGGAGGAGGAUGUUGAGACCACCAACGAGUCGUUUUUGCAGGAUGGGGAACUGGCUGAGGAGGAAAUCAGUAUCAAAGCCUAUUUGGUGGAUGGCAUUCCAUUGAGUCAACAUGUACUAGAAAAGGUCCUUAAUCCAUAUUGGAAAACGGAGCCUUUCAUGUCUACAGGUUUUAUUCUCGAGGGUUUCCCUCUUAACACUGAGGAAGUGCACCACGUGUUGCAGUAUCAGCUUUUCCCCGAUGUUGUGGUCACCUUGACGGCGGAGGUGUCUGACAUUCAGACGCGUCUGCUGCCAAAAUUUUGGCAGAGGUGGAAGGAGCACUGCGAUCGGCGAGAAGCUUUGCUCGACGUCCUACGUGAAAUGAACCGCAAGACUCGAGAAGACAACAUUGAGAAGAGGAGGGCAGAUCUAAUGGAGGAGAAAGGCGUUUCUUCGCUAAACACAGCAAAAGCCGAAGACGAGGACGGGGACGGGGACGGGGACGGGGAAGGCUCAAACAUCGAGGAUGAGAUCGAGGCUAUCUUGGAGGAGGAGUUUCCCCUUGAAGGGGACGACGAAUUCAGGGAUGAAGAGGAGACCGAGGAAGCAACUGACGACAGGCUGAGCAUGGAGAUCGAAGAGCGCUACGUGACUGAUACCAACAACAUUGCUUCUGUGUUGGAGCUUGUGGCCGAGCUGAACAUUCCGAGGAUAUCUAUAAAUGCGUCCCGUAAGACACAGAUUGUUCGACGUCAACUCGUCCUGAAAGUGGAGCCUUUGUUCACCAACAGGGAGUCACUCUUCCAAAGAUGCCUGGCCAUUUCGUACAACUUGUCACAGCAGCUACUCCUCUACUCUUACAAGUUUCAUAGUGCCUUUGGCUGCUUGGACCCCGUUAGGCGGUAUAAUGAAAGAGAUAUCAUCCAGCCUUUGCUGUGGCCUCUUGAUGGCGCCUAUCCCGUGCUCCUCAAUCAGUAUAUCUACUUUUUAGAGUCUAAGAAGAACCAACAAACAUUCAUGCUCAACCCUUUAAAGUACCUCAGGCAGACCAAGCCCUCCCCUACGCUUCCUGUUAAAAUGGCCAUUAUUGGACCACCAAAAUCAGGGAAAACUGGCGUCGCGCAGAUGUUGUCUCAGAAGUACGGCUUGGACCUGCUGUCCAUUGGUGGCGUCAUGCGUCGGGUUCUCGACACCCAGGAUCACAGCGAUUUGGCCACGCAGAUGAAAGAGCAUCUCCACGAAGGCCUUGCUGUGCCUGAUGAACUGGCCAUCCAGUGCCUGGAGCUGGUGCUCAUGAGCAUGGUCUGCUGCACCCAAGGGUAUGUGUUGGAUGGCUUUCCCAUGACAAUGAAGCAAGCACAGCUAAUGCAGUCUCACAGCAUCAUCCCCAUGAUCAUGGUUGAGAUUGAGAUGGGGACAGUGGAGGUCCUCAAGAGAGGCCUUGCUAGCAAGAUGGAGGAAAACAAGCCCCACUUGGCGCACGACAGCACAGCGAUCCUCCACAUACGUAACACCUGUUACACUCAGGAGGCUGAGAAUAUGAGACAACAUUUCCGACAACAAUAUGAUAACUUGAUCCCGCUUGAUGGCCUCAAGAGCAAGUGGUACAUGUGGGAGACCCUUAUCAAAGAGAUAAGCACCAGCAUGAAAUACAUCCACACUUACCUAAAGAGGACACGAAGCGGCCAAGCUGGCUGCAUCAACAAGCUUUGUGUUACACCCAUGGAGUUUCAGCGACAGCUUGGCGAGUUCGGUCAGUACUGCCCCGUCUGCCUUGCUCUGGAUAACCACAUAGUGGACUGCUCAGAAACGCCAUCCCUUAUGUAUGCCGCUGAAUACAAGAGACACUACUUCAAGAUGUGUGACACGCACCAUUUGGAGAUAUUCCUGUCAACUCCGGAUCAAUUUAUCACCCCUGACUGCCCACGCCCUCUCCCGGAGCUACACCUGCUGCCACAAAGGUUGACGGAAGCCGAUGUAAAGGACAGAUCCUCGCAGCAGUUUGAAAUGGAGGGCUUCUGCCCCGUCACUUAUCUGGAUGGAAAGCAGAGGUAUGAAGCCUUGGUGCGUGGAAGCAGUGAAUAUGCGGUGGAAUACAGAGAACGCAUCUACGCUUGUGAGACGAAGCAGAAACAGUACAAGUUUUUGAGCGCUCCUGAGCUCUACUGGAACCUGCAGUUGCCCAGUAAGGUUCCUCCUCUGUGUGAGCCAAUCCCCCUCACCUGCCUUCCCACAUUAGGGUACCUGGAACAGGGUGUGGCAGUGUCAGUCAUUAAGGCCAUGACAGCUGUUGGGUGUCUGAAACCAAAGUUUCCCUUCUACAGUAUGGAAAGAUCAGCUCUCCACUAUGUGGCAUUUUAUAUGAAAGCGUUCAACCAUCGCAGCACAGUGCACAUUCGCCAGAUGUACAAAAAGAAGUUGGCCUCAUUUGAGGAGAGUUGCACACUCAUUCCCUACCUGAGCUCGUUGAUGAAAGCACCUUAUAAGUUCCCCAGUGAACAACCAAUUGACUUUGAGUUCAAGCUGAACAAGUUCCUAGCCUUGAAUGACUCUCCUGAAGACGAAACCGAGCUCUAGCCAACAUGCCUAUAUCAGAAAUUCAAUCUACAGAGUGUUUCUCUGGUUGAGGAAUGUUUCUAGAAUAUUGUCAAAGUGUGACGAGGGCCUUAAACUUCAGAGUGGUCACAGUAGCGUGAGAAAAAAAAAAAAAACAUGUUUCAUAAAUUCAGUGAAGCCAAAGGCACAAGUUAUGUAUUUGACCUUCUAUGGUGAGAGAAUGUACACUACCGUUCAAAAGUUUGGGGUCACCCAAACAAUUUUGUGGAAUAGCCUUCAUUUCUAAGAACAAGAAUAGACUGUCGAGUUUCAGAUGAAAGUUCUCUUUUUCUGGCCAUUUUGAGCGUUUAAUUGACCCCACAAAUGUGAUGCUCCAGAAACUCAAUCUGCUCAAAGGAAGGUCAGUUUUGUAGCUUCUGUAACAAGCUAAACUGUUUUCAGAUGUGUGAACAUGAUUGCACAAGGGUUUUCUAAUCAUCAAUUAGCCUUCUGAGUCAAUGAGCAAACACAUUGUACCAUUAGAACACUGGAGUGAUAGUUGCUGGAAAUGGGCCUCUAUACACCUAUGUAGAUAUUGCACCAAAAACCAGAUAUUCGCAGCGAGAAUAGUCAUUUACCACAUUAGCAAUGUAUAGAGUGUAUUUCUUUAAAGUUAAGACUAGUUUAAAGUUAUAUUCAUUGAAAAGUACAGUGCUUUUCCUUCAAAAAUAAGGACAUUUCAAUGUGACCCCAAACUUUUGAACGGUAGUGUAUAUUACAGAAAUAUAGUUUUCUGGGGCAACUCUUAUACAUUGUCUGAGGGAGGCUCACUGUGCCACACAUUGGACAGACUCCCCAUGUAAAGUAUUUUUUCUCCACUUAAAUCAUAGCUAAAAACCAACCAAUA